Rotaria sordida is the source of this 2369-nucleotide messenger RNA. The record is from the annotation of a GenBank genome assembly. NCBI's taxonomy places the organism in Eukaryota, Metazoa, Rotifera, Eurotatoria, Philodinida, Philodinidae.
CUCGAACUCUUUGUAUUUGGCCUUUUCCUGUAACAUCCAUGAUUAUCGCUCAACAUUAUAAUGAUAUCAUUCAUGAAAAUGAAAUUACCUAUGAUAUUUAUGUUGAUUUUAUUAAGAAAAAUCUAUUUCAAUUAGAUGCAAAAGCAACUCUCUAUAAAUAUGAAUUUAAUGCAACUAAACAUCGUAUUGAGACAGGUUCGGAUAAAUUAACGCAUAAAAUUGAUGAUUUCGUGCAGAAGAAUCAUCAAGUUACUGCUGUACGACUUCAUUUUGAAGCUCGAAUGGAACUGGCUGAAUAUGUGUAUUUGGAUCAAGUACUACAAUUUAAAUUUUUUCAGGAAAAACCUAAUGAACAACAAAUCAAAUUAGCACAGAGUAUAUGUGCGCUUCAACUUCAGAAAGAAAAAUCGGAACAAGAAUUAAUUUUAUUUAAAUUUGGUAUUCUCUAUAAGAAAUUACCUGAUUCAUUGAAUGCAUUGGAAGAAACACCAUCAACAUUGAUAACUUCCAUUACUAAUUCUCAACAACGUGAACGAUUAUCGAAUAAUUACAUGAGAAUCAUACAACGAGCAAAAGCUGAUUUAAUGAUGGCUUUGACCCAGGCAACUGAAAUUAAGACACAAGAACAUCAAACAAAUUUUGAUACAUUUAUGGCUCAAUUGUGGAAUGAUCAACGCCAUCUUCCACAACAAGAACGUUGUUUGAACAAUGCGGAUGUUCAAGAACUAUGGACACCUUAUAUAGAUCGACAGAAUGAAGAAAUACCGAUGAUACAUGUACGACCAUUUCAACAUGAUGCUCCAUUAUUAGAUUGUAUUAAAAGGAGGCAUUUCAGGAAAUACGGCCGUCAAUUACAACGACAAAAUUAUUUGAUUAUGACAUCUACUAAAAAUAAUCUUCGAUAUGUUUGUCAUAAGAAUAUGUUCGAUGCGAAAACUAAUGAUUAUAUGUUACGAACAAAAGCUUAUACUGAAAUAGAAAAUUUACAAGUAUCCAAACGUCAGGAUAUUGUUCAACAAUUACUUAAUACAAUGGUGAAUGAAAUUGAAACUUUAUUAACAACUCUCUAUGAUCAUGAAUUAAUUACUACACUUCAAUAUCAUCAAAUGAAUUGUCGGCCUGCAACUAUUCAUUUAGAUUAUAUGUCAUUUAAUCCGACUACAGAUGAGUAUGAAGAGGUGAUGUUCGAACCAAGCAUAAUUUCUACAUUAAGUCCAUUGAUGCCUAUAUGUCGUUAUUUACAUCGUCUUUUAGCUCCUCUCUAUUAUAAUCAAGUAGCUCGUCUCACUACUGUUACUAAAGGUGCUGAUUUAAUUCAACGCUUAGAAUUUUAUCAACAACAAGGUUAUUUACAAUCAAGUACUUACUUCAUUUCGAUAUGUAUUCGAGAUCCUUAUGAAUCCAUCUCUCAUUCAGAAUUACUUAAAAAUUUAAAACAUUUUCUCGAUGAUUAUAUCAUGGACGACAAGAUACAAGGUAUGAAUUUAAUGGCAAUCAUAAAAUUAACUGAAUUUCUUCUUCAACAUCAAUAUUUUCUUUAUAAUAAUUGUAUUUAUCAACAAGUCCAAGGCGGUGGUACUGGUUUAUAUUUCCUUGAACUUUUAAUAGAUAUUUAUUUAUUCUAUUGGCAACAAACUAUACUUGCCUAUCAAAAUCAAAAUGAAAUAUUUGUUCGUUGUUUUUCAAAUUUAUUUCUUACAUCGAAUGAAGCAAAAGAGAACCUUGAACUCAUUUUUGAUAAGAUAAAAAAGAAAGAUUCAUACAUACAGUAUGAUAUUCAAAUGAAAACUGAACAUAUUCAUUUCUUAGAUGCACAAAUUCAUCAUUGGCAUAAGCAGACUCUUCAAACUGAAGUUUAUCAUGAUUGGAAAGUUGAACCAUACAUUAUGCCAACUAUGUAUGAUGCAUCUGCUUUUUCAUCCUGGAAUCUUAUUCAAACGGCUUUAAUUCGUGCUGUUCUAUGUUGCGCACAAGUGGAAGAUUUUCAGCACGAACAACAAUAUAUUGAAUAUUCAUAUAUAUUUAAUCGAUUUUCAUUUAAUUAUAUUCGAGAAAGUCUCGACAAUUUUUUUACACAUUUUCAAGUAUCAGAUCUUACACUUUAUUAUGAUCAAGCAACUUACGAUGUACUUCGUCGAUCUGUUCGACAAUAUGAUGAAGAAAAUAAAGAAAAAAUAAUGAAAUCUCGUGAAGAAACACAAAAACAAUGUAUUUGGUAUAGCUAUUCCAAUUUGACAGGUUCUGAUUUAUAUCGUGCCAAACAAAACCCACGAGAAUUAUUACCAGCAUACUUGUAUGAUAAUUUCGAUUCACAAGGCAUUACCAUUGAAAUUGUUCAUUUAGCCAAAUAUCCAUCGAAUACAAACUGA